Molecule: messenger RNA, 1897 nt
Organism: Eleginops maclovinus (Patagonian blennie)
Lineage: Eukaryota; Metazoa; Chordata; Actinopteri; Perciformes; Eleginopidae
Gene: rragd
Product: ras-related GTP binding D
Exons: 7
Coding region: 134-1312 (392 amino acids)
Biological process (GO): negative regulation of autophagy; cellular response to starvation
Cellular component (GO): nucleus; Gtr1-Gtr2 GTPase complex; lysosome
Molecular function (GO): GTPase activity; GTP binding
Source: RefSeq, a predicted model, not a curated record
UAGGUCUGGAGUGUGUGGGGGUGAAAGUUCAGCAGCAUGGCUCUCAAGUAUCAGGUGACAAUGUGGGAAAGUUGCACACCCCAAGCAGCUUAAAUCUUCACAAAAAAACUGGAGGACAGGAGAAGAAGCGAGCAUGACGAGUGAGAGGGACUCAGCACAGAGCAGGGAGGAGGAGGAAGAUUCGGCUCUGGGUUAUUACGACGAGGAAGACGACCUGGAGGCGUUCUCAGACACGGAGCUGGGCUGUGAGGACGGAGAGUUGGGCUUCACGAAUCCUCUGAAUGGAGAGGUCAAACCUCGUAUCCUGUUAAUGGGCCUGAGGAGGAGUGGGAAGUCCUCCAUCCAGAAGGUGGUUUUCCAUAAAAUGUCCCCUAACGAGACCCUAUUCUUGGAGAGCACCAACAAGAUCUGCAGAGAGGAUGUCUCCAACAGCUCCUUCGUCAGCUUCCAGAUCUGGGACUUCCCUGGCCAGAUCGAUUUCUUUGACCCCACCUUCGACUAUGAAAUGAUCUUCAGAGGCACCGGGGCGCUCAUCUUUGUUAUCGACUCACAGGAUGACUAUGUGGAGGCUCUGAGUAGACUGCACCUCACAGUGACCAGGGCCUACAAAGUCAACCCCGACAUCAACUUCGAGGUGUUCAUUCACAAAGUGGACGGCCUGUCAGACGACCAUAAGAUCGAGAAGCAGAGGGACAUCCACAAACGAGCUAACGACGACCUAGUGGAUGCAGGCCUGGAGCGAAUACACCUGAGCUUCUAUUUAACCAGUAUAUAUGAUCACUCCAUAUUCGAGGCCUUCAGUAAAGUGGUCCAGAAGCUCAUUCCGCAGCUGCCCACGCUGGAAAACCUGCUCAACAUCUUCAUAUCUAACUCGGGUAUUGAGAAGGCCUUCCUGUUCGAUGUGGUCAGUAAGAUCUACAUUGCAACAGACAGCAGUCCAGUAGAUAUGCAGACCUAUGAACUGUGUUGUGACAUGAUCGAUGUGGUCAUUGACAUCUCCUGCAUCUAUGGUCUCACAGACAGUGAAGCUGGGUUACCCUAUGACAAGGAGUCUAUGGCCAUCAUCCACCUGAACAACACUACGGUCAUGUACCUGAAGGAGGUCACCAAGUUCCUUGCCAUGGUCUGUUUCCUCCGCAAGGAAAGCUUUGAGAGGAAAGGCCUGAUUGACUACAACUUCCACUGCUUCAAGAAGGCCAUCCAGGAGGUGUUCGAUGUUCGAGUUCAGGUCCAACAGAAUCGUAAACUCCUGAGUCAGAGGAGGUGGAGCAAACUCUCUAUGACCAACGGAGGGCUCAGCAACCCUCCCUGAUGACGUCCCAUGGGACAAAUGAACCCGGAGACAUCCUGGAGACCCCGUCCUGGUCCUGGUGAUCCUCUGGGCUCCUUGAUCUGUUCCAUCGUGGGUUUUUUUAUAUUGCUUGGAAACACCCAAUCCUGACCAAAUCCACUUGCAUCAUCUCGGUCCUCAGAAGCAGUUUGUCAACAGCACAGGACAAUCUUUUCUUUCAUCAGGAUUGCUUUUUCUGCACUUUGUUUUUGAGUGGACUCGACCAGAAAUAUGUGCAGGUUCAGUGAUUUUAAUUCUCCGUAGCAGGCAGCAUCAUGUUCUUUCUGAUCAACCCUUAUAGUGUUAAUAUUUAAACACAUAAACAGCAAGUUAUACCUUGAUGUGAUUUGAAAAUGAGGAGAUUUUAGUCAGAAAAAUGUUAUCUAAUUAUUAUUAUGUAUAAUUUGUUUGAUAUUCAAUGAGACAGUCAAAUGACAGACGCCAAAAACCCUUUCUGUUUUUCACUGGAGAUUACAUUGUUAAUAUGACUACAGAUUUCUGGAAUAUAAUAGAAUAUAUGACGCUUAAACCUUCUACCUACUAUAAUAAUAAUAAUAAUCCAUUUUA